GCUGGGGCGUGGUUUUCUGAUAUCUCACUGAACUAUCUGUCGUCAGCGUUCAGUAAAUACCAAAGAGACGGCUUCGACGGUUAUCAUUGCCUGGAAAAGGUUAAAAAUGGACCAAAAAGUGAUACAAGUUCUGUUGCUUUUAUUUCUUUGUCCACAAAUCCAUUCUGCUGUUGAAACAGUAGGAGAGGGACAGUUAAAGAAAGUCAAGUGUACGCUUCCUUCGAAGGGGACGAUUGUGUUCUGGUUUAGAGUGGUGGAGGACCAAGGCAUGGAAUUCAUCGGGUCUUUCUCCCCUGCUGGUCAAGAAAAAACUCCUGGAGCCAACCACGGCAAGAACCUCAUUGUAGAAAAGCAAAAUAAUGACUUUGUUUUAACGGUGAAGUCCUUCAACAAGAAAAGUGACAGUGGGAUGUACACCUGUGCUGCUCUUGUCAGCGGAAAUACGCUCUCGUUUGGACAAGUAACUCAGCUUCAAGGACCAAUUAGAACGACAACAAAACCACCAGUAAUCCAGGUCUCCACCACCAGGCAGACGACAACAACUCCGACCAGCUGCCAUUGUAGCAAUAAGGACAAAUCAGCAGGUCCUUCCCUGUUUUGUGCUCCGAUCAUACUGGGCCCACUGGCCGGAGGCUGCGGCCUUCUUCUUCUGCUCCUCAUCAUCACCAUUUUAUACUGCAACAAAAUAAGGACUCGGAGAUGCCCUCACCAUUACAAAAGGAAGCCGAGGAUGAUGGCUCCUGAGAAACAACUGACCGAUCGGUACGUCUGAAACGGAUGUAGUGACUUCGUGUGCAGUUUUUCAAAGUGCAGCUAUAUUUCCCCCCUUAUGUUUGUCACAAAAAAAUGUUUUUAACAAUAGCUUGUAAAAUACAAAAUUAAUAAUCUGAUGUCAGACAAAAAAAAAGUUUGUGUGUGCCAGAAAACAUUUAGUGACUGAAGCGGAGAGAGAGAGAGCUUUGGUUAAUUAUUAGUUAUGUCAAACUUAUUAUUAUUAUUAUUAUUAUGGACAUGAAGUUUUUAACUGAGGUGCAGAUUAAUGUCAGAAAACAAUUCGCUGCCGUGUUUGCAUCUUUUUAUUAUGUCAUGCGACAGUAAACUUGCCCAAUCCUAAUUGUUGCUGAUGUAACUGAAGACGAAACUGAGAAUAUAUUAUUAUUGUUUAUAUUACAAACUAACCUUGUUGUAACUGUAUAUACAUAUUUUUUUCUCCUCUUCUUUGCUCACAUUUACAGUACUUCGAUCUGAAUUUCCUCUUGAACUGAGAUCAAACUUUUCCGUCACACUUUAGCUUCCUGUUUGUGCUUCAAGCUUUUUAUAACCACAGUUCGAUUGUUCAGCUGAAAUAUAACGUGCUUCUGGGACGCGUGUUUUCUUUCAUUGUAAUACAUCAUUUGGUCAGCCAAACUAAUAAUAAAGAAGAACAAAAUCUGAAAUCUUAAUUUUGCAUGUUUUUUUUUUUUUAUGUUUGCGUAUUAAAAAAAAAAAUCCUCUACAGUUCAGGAAAAACAAGAUUUCUUUCUCUUCCUUUUCUUUUUUUAAUAAUUCCAGUCAAACAAACUUUCCUCGCGUGUUGCGUUUUUCUUCUCUUUAUUUUAUAGUAUUUUUCCACAGAUGUAACAAACUCUUGAGAAGCUGUGAAAUUACAAUAUUUGAGACAAAGACAUUCGCUUUAAAACCCACUGGAGUGGAGAGGAAGCGGGCUGCUGCAUCAACAGCAUUCAGAAAAACCCACACGUUAGAAGAAGAGAAAGCUACAUUUAAGGAGAUUCUGUUCCUUAAAGCUUUAAUAACGCACGUGUCCGUUGGACCAGUUUUGGUUUUCGUUCCUGAUUUGUAUUUAUUUUUUUGUCACUGGCAUCGUUAAAUGAUGAGUCUUUUCAUGUUGGCUUUAAUUUCACGUUUUGGCACAAAUGAUGCCAAACGUAAUGAUUCUAAGGUUUGCAUUUUCUUUAAUAUGAUUUAUUUGGUUAGAAAAAAAAAAGGAAGAAGCAACCCUCUGUAAAUUAUACAGUGUUUUUCUUAAAAGAGCAGAAAGUCUUUUUCAUUUUUACAGCAUAUGAAUGAUAGCACUUCACAAACCUUGUAAACAUAUCAGUUCACUAAGUACACUUGUGAAUACCACAUUUUUUUUUUCAUAA
Messenger RNA from Poecilia latipinna (sailfin molly), 2141 nucleotides. It is a transcript of the gene cd8a, whose product is annotated as CD8a molecule. The record is from RefSeq and is a predicted model, not a curated record. The transcript has 6 exons. Lineage: Eukaryota; Metazoa; Chordata; Actinopteri; Cyprinodontiformes; Poeciliidae. The coding region runs from base 107 to 772 and encodes 221 amino acids.